Messenger RNA from Paramecium octaurelia, 1434 nucleotides. The record is from the annotation of a GenBank genome assembly. NCBI's taxonomy places the organism in Eukaryota, Ciliophora, Oligohymenophorea, Peniculida, Parameciidae.
AUGCUAGAAUUUUAAAUUAAAGCAUAAAUUUACCAUUAGUGUAAAUAAAAAUCCACUUUUGAUUGGAUUUCAAAAUUCUUCAUACAUAUUAGAGCGUUGAGCGAGUAUAAAAAUUUACCUCAUUCCAAUUUUAUCAUCUAUGAUGAAGAAUUUUAGUUUAUUACUUAUAAUUUCUAGAGAAAUAUGCAUAUGUCUUUAGAAGAGCUUUUUGUAUAUGCAAAUUAGGCAGAAUUUAAAAAGUUUGCAAAUUAGAUUUAAGGUGUACUAGAUGAUUAGGAUAAAAUAUUCUAAGAUGAGAAAAUCUAUAAUCAUUUAUCAGUAUAGAAUUUAGAUUCUUCAAAAAUUUGGUUUGAGAUGGUAAACAAGAAAAUUUUCAAUGUAUAUAUCCUAAACUUUGUCCCCUAAAGCAAGGAGGGCAAGAAUAUAUCAGACCUCUAGAAUUAUGUUAAAUAUCUAUUAAAAAUAAAACCUGAUGUAAAUUCUAAUUAAAAGAACACAAAGAAAAAUUUUGUGUAAAAAAUAAAUCAAGAUAUUGAAUCUGUGAAAUUAGAGGGCUAUUCAAUUUAAACUUUGGUCACCAAGAAGUUAAAUAUGGCAAUUAAUGCAUUUUAUAAAGGAAUUUCUGAUCAAUAUAAUAAAUCAGAGUUUUUAGAGAAUUUUGAAAGUAUUCUUGUAUAAUCUAAAAAAUCUUUUACUAAAGUAGUUGAAGGACUAAAAUCAAUAGCAAAUUAACCCUAACUAUAAAACCUGCAUGAUAAACUAUCAAGUUUCAUUAAGAAUGAGGAUAGCAGUCAAGCAAAAUUAGAAUUAAUAAUAAUAAAAGUAAUAUAGAAAUAUAAUCUAUUUGAUAAAAUCUUCUCUAAAGUUUUCAAUGAUAAAAAUCAAAUUAAUAAAUUUAUCAAACAGUACCUAAGAGAGCAAAUAUAUACCUGCCUAUAAUAAGAAAACUUGCAAAUCAUUCCAUAUCGCAAAAUUAUUAUUUAUUUAACUAUUUUGAAUUUCAAAAAGUCAACAGCUGACUUGGAAAGACAAAUUUAAGACAUUUUUUAAUAUACUCAUGAAAGAUUAGCUAUAUUUAAAUAUGAAUGGACUGGAAAAAUAAUUUCAGAUUACGAGAUGCUGGAAUUCUUUCUAGUAGAGCAAACAAAAGUACUUAAAAAUUAAAAGUUUAAGAUAAUCAAUAAGAAUCUGCUAUAUUAAACUAUAACAUAAACUUAAACUUACAAAGAGAGAGUAUCAGAUCUCUUGAAAGGACUUGAUGUUUUAAAAUUGCAUUUCAAUAUGGAACUCAGCACUUUAGCCAAAAAUUAUUUUGGCUGCUAUUAAAUACAUUUAAUGAAAGUUUAAAAUAAGAAAGUUAGUAUAGAUGAAAUAAUGAGUGCGUUGUUUUUAGAUCUGGUAAACUUUCAAUUAAAAUCAAUAACUAUUGAAUGA